This is a messenger RNA of Brassica napus (rape), 2712 nucleotides long. RefSeq lists its product as uncharacterized. The record is from RefSeq and is a predicted model, not a curated record. Lineage: Eukaryota; Viridiplantae; Streptophyta; Magnoliopsida; Brassicales; Brassicaceae. The coding region runs from base 1 to 2712 and encodes 903 amino acids. The transcript has 6 exons.
AUGGCUAAGAAAAAGAACAAGUCCAUCUCUCUCGUCGAUCUCCCUGAAAUCGAUGUAGCUGCAUCUGGGUCUUCGACCCUGGGGAUAAACCUCUCUUCUUUGGCUAAUCUACCUUUCGGCUCUGCUACUGCUGCGUCUGGGUUUUUGGUUCCUACUCAAUCUAGUCUAGUAUCUGGUCAUGGGUCUCCUGUCGGUCCGGUUUUGCCAUUAGUGGUGGUUUCUCCGUCGACUCUUCAUUCUGAUUCUCCUCCGAUUUCGGAGUUCGUUCUCCUCUCGGCUGUGGCCUCUCCAUCAAAGAAUUAUGCUGCUCUGCUCAAAAGCUCUGCUCAGUUACAGGAACUGGGAAUCCCGGUGGAACAUGUUUCAGGCGCCCCUUUCGUCCUUAUUCCAGAUGAGAACAUUGAAGCUGCAAAGUUGAAAUUCAAAGAUUUUAUUUACGCUCGAUUUCAUGGUGACUACCCUUUAAUGGGGGAAAAUCAUUGGUGUCGUAAAUGCGGUUUGGGCAUGAACUGGCCCAAGGAUCUUUGUCCACAACAUUGGACAAUGUAUGUAUCUUCUUCGAGUUAUAAUCCAAGAACUCGUGAGGUGCUUCUGUCUCGUACCUGCUGGAACAUUGGUGGUCUUCCAAUGUUUGUUGCUCCAUGGUCUCCAGACUACUCUCCGGAUGAACCACCUCUCACUACCGCUAUUGUUCCGGUUGAGAUGCGAAAUGUUCCUUAUCUGAUCUUCAACAGGGAGAGUUUGAGCCGUAUUGCGACUGCGGUUGGCAAACCAGACUCACUUGCUCCGGAAACGGAGCGUAAGGAAAACUUCGAGGUGGCGAAACUGUAUGUGAGGGUUGACCUUACAGCGCCUCUGCCAAACAAGAUAAUAUCUGGUUUUUUUAAUGGUAGGGAGGUUGAGAUUGAUGUUUCCUAUACAUGGCUACCAGUUAAAUAUGAUGUAUGCAAAAAGUUUGGCCAUAGCUCAGUAAAGUGCGCAGUUGGAGUGUCUGAAGUAGGGCCUGAGAAAACGGGUGCAAGGAAAUCUCCCCCAGAGACUUCAAGAAGACGGUCAAAGUCAAGGCCAAGUCGUUCUAUUGAGAAGAAAUUGAAGGAAGGGAUCUUCUGUUACGUUCCAGUGAUCCAAGAUUCUCAAGUGACGCCUACAAAUACUAAAUCUAAGUCCCUCCUGAGGGUGCUGGACACUAAACUAUCUCAGCCUCCUUUAGAUAUUGAAUUUGUUAGUCCCACUGCGGAGGAACAGAAACAUGACAAGAAUGAAGCUCAGUCUGCAGCUUUUGAAGAUGACUCUAAAGAAUCAAACCCUGCUGCUCCUUCAGAAAGUACAGCUACUGGAGUUAUUGAUCUGGCUGAAGUGUCAACAGGUUCUGUGGAGGAUGGCUUGGUAUCUGCUGCUGCUGAUGGAGGGCACUCAGGGAUUCUUUUAAAUGAUUCUGAGAAAGAUUCGGGGAAUGUUAUUACUACUCUGUCUACACUGACUGAUACCGGUUCUGCUGUGGUUUCUGUCGAGACACACGGUGCUGGGAACUCUGAAGAACACAACACCAAUCAUCCUGUUGAAGAACAUGAGCGAGAAAACCCUUUUUUCCUGGAAAAUAUCUCCCUAACGGUUACCUUUGUUUACGGGUUUAACUUGGUGGAAGAUAGGAGGAGCUUGUGGAACAAUCUCGUUGAUUUACAGACUUCCUCUCCAGUUUCUUCUUAUCCUUGGUCGGUCCUAGGUGACUUUAAUCAGAUGCUGCAUACUUCUCAUCACUCCAACCACCUUACUUCUCGGGUUGAUGUGUCGGGAAUGGACGAGGCAAACAUUUGCUUACAAGAUGCUCAGCUGCUUGAGGCGCAGGCCAAAAGCUUACCUUACACUUGGAGAAAUAGUCAAGAUGACAGCCCUAUCUCCACUAGGAUUGAUCAUGCUUUCAUUAAUCAGGCUUGGUCAACAGCGUUUCCAGACUCUUAUGCUGAUUUCUUGGACCCUUCUCAGUCGGAUCAUGCCCCUUGCCUCUUUCGGAUGCCUUCUAUUAGACGUCAGAUUAUUAAAACCUUCCACGUCAUUGACCAUCCGGAGUAUGCGUGGACUGUACGAGAAGCUUGGAACUGUAGUCAAUUUACAGGCACAGAUCAGUUUAAGUUGGUACGCUCUCUUAAGUCGUUGAAGAGGCCCCUGCGUAAGCUCAAUAAAAGACAUUACAGUGGUGUAUCCCAAAGAGUUAAGGAGCAGAGAGAGAAGGUGGAUACACUCCAGAGAUCCUUACUUACCACACCUGAUGUUUCAACAGCUCGGGAGGAGCACGUUGAGAGGGAAAAACUGAAUGUUCUUCUUAAGGCAGAGAAGUUCUAUAGACAAAUGUCAAGAUCUCGAGUCAUGCCUCACGAAAUCAUAUAUAUCCACUACCUUAAAGAUGCUGAUGAUAGAUUGUUUUACUCGAUGGAUGAUAUCAAAACCCACGCUGCAGAUUAUUUCAAGAAUUAUUUGAAGCGAGAAGUCACUGCAGCUGAGAUCAAAGCUACACUAUUCGCCAUGCCAUUGAAUAAGAGCCCGGGACCAGAUGGCUAUUCCGUUGAGUUUCUUCGAGCUUCUUGGGACAUAGUAAGGGAGGAUAUUACCUGUGCCGUUAAGGAAUUCUUCCGCAAUGGAAAAUUACUCAAGGAUAUGAACAUAACAGCAAUCGCGCUAAUACCAAAAAAAGCCGGAAGCUUGCUGCCUUACUGA